Linum tenue is the source of this 1799-nucleotide messenger RNA. The record is from the annotation of a GenBank genome assembly. NCBI's taxonomy places the organism in Eukaryota, Viridiplantae, Streptophyta, Magnoliopsida, Malpighiales, Linaceae.
UUGGUGUAUCCCAGCCGCAAAAACCUUCCUUAUGAUUAUCUCCUCUCCUCUCAGAGUUUCUUUUCUCGUUCAGUAUCUUCCGGGCAAACAUCCACCCAACAGGCGAUGGUGGGGACGAUGGCGGCAACUCUAUCCUCUCCGUUCACUCCUCUUACCUCUCUUCUCGGACCCUCUUCCUCCAAGUCCACCAAGCUCCACCUCCAACCCUCCUGCUCCCGUUUCUCAUACCGGACCGCUGACCUCAAGUUGCUGUUACACGACGCCUUGGAUUCCUUGGGCAUCGACACGUCUCACGCCAGGGAGGCUAGGCAGGGGUUUUUGUCCCAAAUCGAGAAAUUCUCCGACAUGGAGAGGGAAACCAGCAUUAGCAUCAAUCGGCGCGUUGAUUUGGGGAAGACAGCUCUGUAUAUAGCCGCUGAGGACGAUUCUCUCAUAUCCCACUCCUCGGUUCCCUUGCCUGUGGAUGCCUUCAUUGAAAGAUUGGAUGAUCUCUCCAUGGGUUACUGCUCCACUUAUACCUCCUCCUUGUGCUCUUCGCCUCAGAAUUUCCUCCACAGCUUAGACAACUAUUUGUACGUGGACAAGGUUUUGACUCGUCGAUCAGGUUCAGCUCUCAUGCUGUCACUUAUCUACUCUGAAAUCCUGAAAAUGCUUCGUCUUUGGGGGCUCGUGGAUUUUGAUUGUGAGAUAUACUAUCCCUAUGAUUCCAAGGACCUUCCCAGAGGCUAUGAUAAAAAGAAGAGUAAGGAAUCGGAUCGGGUGCAUAUAUUGACAUCGCAAACUCUUUUGGAAGAGGUAUUGAGAAGCUUGAAGGAGGCGUUCUGGCCGUUUCAAUAUGAUGACACCAGGAGCUUAUUCUUGAGUGCUGCAAAUGCUGCCAAUUGCGUCGCUACGCCUAACGCUAUUGAAGACAGUGGCUUUCAGCUAGCAUCUGCAAAGGCUGCCCAGCACAGGUUAGAUCGUGGAGUUUGGACCAGUGUAACUUUUGGAGACAUGAGACGUGCGAUGUCUGGUACGUCUCUUGAAACAAUUUUUCUAUCCAUAUGGACAAGGCGCUUUCUCAUAAGGGAGUUUAUGUGGUUUGCAGCUUGUGAACGUCUAGUGCUCUUGGGAUCUGAUCCCAAAGAUCUAAGAGAUUAUAGCAUUCUUCUGUAUCAUUGUGGGUUCUAUGAUCACUCCCUUCAAUAUCUCACGUUGUUCGAGGAAAUAAAGGGAUCAGUGCAACAAAACCAAUCAUCCACUGGCAUGAGCAGAUUGGAAGAUGAUGCUACGGAGAAGUUGAUGAUGCGUCUUAACCUGAUCUUCAUGGAAGAAGGCUGGAGCGAGCCUUCACGUGUCAGGAAAUUUCUGGGAAACAAUUCUGAACCGUGGUAGCUAGUAAAGACUUGCAGCCACGGAUAUUGACAAAUAAAAAGUAAACACUUUGAGCAGUAACAAUGAAAAAAAGGUGGAUUAGAGGGCAUGCGCAAAACACGACAGAAGGGGUGCUAUGCUCUGCUCUGCUCUGAGAAAUCCUUGGUGAUUGCUUGCUUUUGAGAUUGCUAGCAACUCCGCGCCCUGCAUGUGGAAGUCAGUCAUCUCUUCGAUGAAAGCUCUUCCUUGAUAGGAAACUGCCCCCAUUUGAACUAGGGGUCGUUAGUUAUAUUGAUGUAUUAUAGUAUACCUGGUUUGAUUUCUGUGAUAGUUAUUGUAUUAUUUAAAUAUGUUAUAUUAUUUUUAGGCUCAAAUGUCACUUUUAUCCUUUCAUCUUAAUAUAAAAACGCUUAUCUCAGUUGGUAAUGAUUCAUUGACAAUCAUGG